Strongyloides ratti is the source of this 738-nucleotide messenger RNA. RefSeq names its product 14-3-3 protein zeta. The coding region runs from base 1 to 738 and encodes 245 amino acids. The transcript has 3 exons. NCBI's taxonomy places the organism in Eukaryota, Metazoa, Nematoda, Chromadorea, Rhabditida, Strongyloididae. Gene Ontology annotation, biological process: signal transduction. Gene Ontology annotation, cellular component: cytoplasm. The record is from RefSeq and is a predicted model, not a curated record.
AUGGCUGAUAACAAGGAAGAACUCGUCCAACGCGCCAAGCUCGCUGAACAAGCUGAAAGAUACGAUGAUAUGGCCAAGUCAAUGAAAAAAGUGACUGAAUCUGGACCAGAACUUACCAAUGAAGAGAGAAAUCUUCUCUCUGUUGCUUACAAAAAUGUUGUUGGAGCUCGUCGUUCGUCAUGGAGAGUUAUCUCUUCAAUUGAACAAAAAAGUGAAGGAUCAGAGAGAAAACAACAAAUGGCUAAGGAGUACAGAGAAACUGUUGAAAAGGAGCUUAAAGACAUUUGUCAAGAUGUCUUGGAACUUUUGGACAAGUAUCUUAUCCCAAAAGCUGGUAAUCCAGAAUCGAAGGUUUUUUAUUUGAAGAUGAAAGGAGAUUACUACAGAUAUCUUGCUGAAGUUGCUACUGGAGAUGAACGUUCAUCCGUCGUUGAGAAAUCUCAAAGCGCUUACCAGGAAGCUUUUGAUAUUGCUAAGGAGAAGAUGCAACCAACUCAUCCAAUUAGAUUAGGACUUGCUCUCAACUUCUCCGUCUUCUACUACGAGAUUUUGAACGCUCCAGAUAAAGCUUGUCAACUUGCAAAACAAGCUUUUGAUGAUGCUAUUGCUGAAUUGGAUACUCUUAAUGAAGAUUCUUACAAAGAUAGCACACUAAUUAUGCAACUUCUCAGAGAUAAUCUCACUUUGUGGACCUCUGAUGCUGCUCCAGAUGACCAAGAUGGACUUGAAGGACAAUAA